CCGGAUGUAGAUCGCCCUCCUCUCCGUCCCGUUCUGAGUCCCUGCGCGCGCCGUAGUCAGCUGACCUAGCCCGGAAGCGCCCGGAGCCCGGCUCCGGACUCAGCAGUCCCGGCCGGCGGCAGAGAGGGGGCGGGCCGCGGCGCAGCGAUGGCUCCGGACCCCUGGUUGUCGAUGUACGAUUCCACCUGUCACAUUGCGCAAGAGAUUGCUGAAAAAAUUCAGGAACGUAACCGAUGUCAAAGAAAUGGUGAAAAUUCAACGAAGCUUAAUGUGACAAUCCGAUCAUUGUUGCAGAAUCUCAAGGUAAAGAUCGACCAGCUGAAGGACUUAUUGCUUCGAGCUAUAUCAACACGUCAGAUAACACAACUGGAGGGAGACAGAAGGCAAAACUUAGUGGAUGACCUUCUCACACGACAGAGACAACUUCAAGCAUCCUAUAAGAAUGAUGGCACAGAACCAGAUGUGAUAAGAUCUAGCCUAAUGACUGGAGGGGUGAAACGAGGUGUGACCAACCCAUGGCUCCUGGAAGAGACGGAGGAAACCAGCGGGCUUGGCUUUGAUGAGAUCAGACAGCAGCAGCAGAGGAUCAUACAAGAGCAAGAUGCUGGGCUUGAUGCUCUCUCCUCAGUCUUAUCGAGGCAAAAACAAAUGGGGCAGGAAAUCGGGAAUGAGCUGGAGGAACAGAAUGAUAAUUCAUCCUACUUUGCUGAAACUCUGAUAACAGCUAAGAAUGAAGCAUGAAAGCCCUGCUCUGGACCGGCCGUUGGGCUUACACCCGAUGCACAAUGAAAAUUCCUCCUUUUUUAUUUUUAAAAAUUAAAUGUUUUGCAUACUAAACAUGAACUCUGGUUUGGAGAAGGUGGAUGGCUAUGUCUCUGCCCUUACUGCUGUGAAAUCACCCCUUUGAUGGUAGUCCAACAUUAUCCCUGGGCAACUAGGACAACAGAUGGAAUCUGAAGAUGGUACUGCUCCAGUGAUAAAAAAGUAAAACUUAAUGAAGAAGGAGCACCGCCUCGGAGAGAAGCAAUAAAGCCAGCAUCAACACAUAUUCCAUUUUCUCUCCUUCAGUUUUACAUUCUGUGUAAUACACUUUUGGUAAUCCUAGAACUGUAGCAUACCAUCGUUCAUUUUUUCCAAUCCUUUUAAAAAUCUACUUCUAAACCAAGUGCUCUUAAUUGUUUAAAAAUUCUCAUUUGUAGAAACCGUGGUGGCAAUUAACGGUAUUUCCGUAACUUCUAAAGUACGUUUUUAACAUGCGCAUGCAGAAUAUGGGAGUUCCUACAUAAAUUCUGGUCAGAUGGGAAUAGUUGCUAUGGUUAAUACUUUUGGACAUGUAAGCCCCUGCUUUUUUGGUCAGAUCUUCUUUAAUUUGAGUAGAAAUAACUUUAUGAAUUAUACAUCCCAUAUGGAUUGGACAUCUCAGAAACUGCAAUACUUGAACUGUCUUCUGCUUGCAUGUGUUUUAUGUCUUCUGCAAGGCUGUUCAGAAACUGGAAAAGCUACUGUUUUAUUUGAAAGUUCUUGCAUGUAAGAGGGGCAAUACCGGUUAUCUUAAAGCAAAACCUGUUGACUGUAAUUUUUCCUUGGGGACAAAAUGGUAUUAGCCCUGUAAUCAAUGGCGUAAAUCUCUUUGCAAUGGAACAAAUGGUCUCUUCAGAUCUAGGCAAGAUUUGAGAAAUUAGACUCCUUGCAAGGUGCUUGAGAAACUUCUACAGCAGCUCCCAAGUGGAUAGGCCUUUGUCCUCAAGGAAGAAGCCUGCCUCUGAGGGUUAUCCAUCAACAUGCUGCUAACAUCACUCUCUGCUGCUAUAAGUCAAAAAGAAAACUUCACAGCUGUGUUUUAAUGAGUCGUCGGCUUUUUCUAGCGGUCCUUUCAUUAGUGAUGUAUCGUUAGGCAGACCAACGGCACGCAACUUCAGUGUAGAUUUGUUGCCCACUGAAUCGUUACAUAUGUCUUGGCUUUUGAGUAAAUUCGUUUCAUAUCUAUUACAGGAAUAUAGUGAUAGUGUGAAGACUUGGGAAGAUAGUGAGGUAAAGUAAAGAAACUUUUAUAGCUAUUCAGAGUUUCCUUCUGAUAUUGGCACAUUUCAAAUCGUACUUCUGACUGUGUGUUAAAGGGGGAACAAAAAUGUGAAGUUAGGGCUAGUUCCGUCCUUUUUCUUUAUUUUUUUAUAUCCAUUAUUUAAAGUCCUACUUUAUUGAAUGAAAUGAAUGAAAACUCAGACAUAUAUGUCUGUGCAAGUUCUGCCAUAGAGUACAUUACAAAUACCAUAGAGUGCAGGGCAACAAGCCAAUGGAAAAGGAAGAGAAACUUUUCAGAUAGUGACCCUCCCUUACCUGAUUAACUGGUGUGAACACAAUUAUGUAAAUGUUCAUGGUUAGACUCCAGUGUUUACUACUGGAUAAACACUGUACUCACAGAGUUAAUGCUUUCUCUUUAAACACAAUUGUGUGGAAAAAUUACGCAGUAGCAUUGCACCUGAAGUCAGUGAUUUGAAGAUCUCACUGCAUGUUGAGAAACCUUUUGGUCUUUUUCUUUUUUCAUAGUGAGAAGAGCAUUUGGCUUUCACCUUGAGUAUAUAGAUAAGAUAUUUACGGAACAUAGAAAAAAUAUUUACAAGACAAUGGGCCAGAUUCUCCUAUUGACUUGUAACCCAUGCCACCCAAUUGCAAUCAGUGUUGUUGCAUGGGAUAUAUGCUAGUGGCAAAAAUAGUUCAGUAAGUUUUGUAAACUGCAGUCAAUUUGCCUUUCUGAUUGCAGAGUCCAUGGGUUACAGUUAGUUAACUCUGCUAACUGGAGGUCUGUUCUACACAUACACACAGGCUUUAAGUCAAUAAAGAAAGGGAUGCAAAACUUUUGUUGGGAAUGAGGGGGAGAAACAAGUGACCUGGCUUUAUAUUCAAAUGCUUCCAAUUAUGGGGACUGUUAUCUCAUCCCAGAUAGCUGCAAAAGGAAACUCAAAAUACUACUUUGUGUAAAUAUAGUUAUUGCCUGCCUUAUAUCACUGAGAGUUCUCAACACAUCUGGAUUGAAAGUAGUUCCAGUAACAUUAAAGCAUACUAUUUUGGUUGGCACACUGAGAUUAUGGUACAUGCCAAUUAGUAAUGGCUCUUGGAAACAGGCUGCUUUAAAACUCUCCCUGAACUAUUCCCUUGAGAAAUUAUUCAAUUAAGUACAACUAAAAUUAAUGCUCAUGGUUUUUGUUCGAAUAAAACAAAAUAAGCAGCUGGGAAGGGAAACUUUUGGUGUGUGUUCUAAAAUAACAGUUGUAGUUAAUAAUUGUGUAUCCUGGAUUCAGUGUUACCGUUUGUUUUCUUGGGAUCAUUGUUUGAUUCUGAAUAAUCUGAUGAUCGUUUACAGCUGAUGGCUUGGGACAGUUCUUUUCCAUUGUCUAGGAUGAUUUGCAAAUGUAUUAAUUAACUUCAGACAUAGUAUUUGGAGAUGAUAUAAAUAAAAGAUCCAUUUUGCUUGGAUGUUUAGCAAAAUUUGACUUGGCUAUAUAUCCAUCCCUUGUGAACUAUUUUGGGUCGAAACGAAUGAUAGGGUCUAUUUAGCUGUGUUUGUUUAGUACCAUGUGACAGGUGCGAGGGAUAUGGCAGUCCUGGAGACAUUCCAUCGAUACACAUAGCAGAUGAUAAAGUACUCAAUAGUGGAGCAAAUAUUUUUCUCUGGUCUCCACUAGUAGGAACAACAUAUAUGUUGUCCUAAAGUACACCAAGCUUACACAGAUCCAUCACAUCAGAUCAUGGUGGCAUCAGGCAGUGGUACUCACCCUCUUCAGGGUGGCCUGGAGACCAAACAUUUCAAAAGAACAAGGGUCCACAGUCAAUACUUGAGGGGUAGAUUGCUCUGCUUUGCUCUACUGCUCUUGUGCCUCUCGUGGGGUAUGACAGGAGAAGUAACAACCCAUAAUUGCUCCAGUGGGAAUUCACUUUGUAUAGAAGAGUCCCUGGAGGGUUCAGGAACAGUCACAGCUGGCUCCUACCCUUCCCUGCUUGCAAUCCUUGGUGCAGGGGGCAUACUGAGGAGGGAGGGAAACAUUGUACUCUGUCUGGAGCUGAUGUGUGGUCCCUAGGUAUCUGGAUGCAAUUUAGAGUAACCCCUGGGCUGGGGCAGGGAAUUGGGGUUGUUAUCUAGCUGUGAGGGGAAGAGGAGCCAUCUUUUACUAGGUGCUUCCCUAAGCAAAGCCAGUCAAGCUCCUGUUUGUAGUCACUGGGGCAUGGACGGUCGCGCCUAAUGGUCAGAGCGGAGGAUCAGAGGCCAGGAAUCAAAGCUAGAAUCCGAACCGGAGCUGGGGUCAGGAAUCCAUCCAAAUGUUGAGCUGGAAUCAGUGUUGAGUCAUGAGAGGAUCAGGAGGGGAGUCAGUCACAUACAGACGUGCCUAGGGUCAAGCCAGGGUCAGGAACCAGGGAACAGUGCCAGGGUCAAGCUGGAGUCAGUCACAUACAGUAGCAGUAGCAAAGAUCAAACCAGAGUUGGAACAAUGGCAAAGUCAAACCAGUUAGGAAUUAAGGUUCGGUACAACAGCAGAUCAGGAGUCCACUCAGCUGCUUCCUGUGCCGCCUCUUGGCUUAGGUAGUGUGUCUGGGUUAAUUGGUGGGGCUGGAUGUCUGCUUAAAUCAGGAUCUUCAUCGGUGGAGACUCUGGUGGGCCAGAGUCCUGCUAGCCCCCUUCCCCUUGUAGUUCCAGAGAGCUGUUGGGUGACGGGUGGUCUGGGCACCACUUGGAAAUGCAUGGGCCUGGGUUCAAGACCUGCAAUUCCUCACACUGUCCUGCUCUGCCUGGGAAUAGGUAAUGCAGCAGCCAGAGCUACCAUCCUCCCUACCCCAUGAUGCAGUGGGGGAGCAGCUUAGCGAUUACAACAGUGGAGGAACAGCAGGUUCUCAGAGCACACCCUGCUCACGCCAGAGAUGCUGGGAAAGCAGUUGGGGCGGUGGCAUGUAGCAGGAGAGCUGAUUCAAACACUUAAGUUUAUAAAUCAGUGUCUGGAACAUCUUUAGUGCAUAAACAAACAUACAUUUUCUUUUGAACACCGCAACCUUCAAGGGCCAUUGGUCAAACACCCCCUGUAUUAGGAGGGGCUCAAAGAACUGUGACAAAAACAGGACAAAAUUUCCAAGAGGAGCAUUUGAUUGGUUCCUCUGCAAAUGUUAGUAAAUAUUUUCCUUAAAAAAACAAAAAACAAACAAACAAAAAAAAACCCACCCCUGGAAAAUUCAGUUCUCCAUAAAGUGGCCGCUGUGCCAAAGUGGAGAUCAAAUUGGAUCAAUAGAGUGUGAAUCAGUCCUUUGAGUCCUGCUUCCAGUGCAAAACUUAACAGAGUCAUAAUAAUGGAGUCCCUACUGAUGCCUCUGUAAUAAUAGUUGUAUUAAGCAAGGCAAAGUUGAAGUCAAUAGAAACACUAACGUACUUUGAAUUUUAAGUUUUGGGGGUAAAUUGAGAAAAAGCACCCAUUUCUACUGAGGCAUUGCCCGUGGCACAUCACAUCACACAAACGUGAGAUCCUUGCAAAAACUGGGCACAUUAGCUGAGUUGGAGAUAGAUUGAGAAGCUUGGCUCUGAAUUUCCUUCCUGUAUUUUUCGCCUUUCACUCCGUAUUGAUGUUACAGCUGGCAUAUGGUACUUUAGGUUUCUGAUGUACUUACGUUAGUUGCAAUCUUCAUAUCACUGCCAUUGAACAAUGCUUUCUUUCUUAUUAACGUGUAAUUGUGAGGUUUGGAUGUGUACAGAAUGGCAUUCAAAGUGUAAUUCAUUUUCUUGGCAUCUUGUUCUUCUCUUGAGGCCCCACGGACCUGGAGAGGGGGAAUAUACAGAUUGGUUGGCUGCCAACCUAGAUUCUUGUCUUAUUGUUUUUUUUGUUUUUUUGGGGGGGCGGGGGUUGCGAAGCAUAAAGUAUUAUGUAUUUUAAUUUUCAAUAUAUUUUUCGUAAGGCUAACUCCAAUGUCCAUAUAAAAUUGCAUAUUCUAUGACUCGCGCAUUGGGAUAUACUGUAGAGAUACAUUACGCGUGUUCUUUUAAAUUGAAGAAUAAAUCAUUUUGUAAAGAUCUUUUUUGUGUGUGUGCUCGCCUGUACUGUUUUUCAUGUGGCAGUUUCUUCUUGGCUUUCUUUACUCAAAGGGCAGAAAGAGUGAGAUUCAAGACAUAGUUGCCAAAACCAAAUGAGUCUUUUAUGUGUUUUAAAUAAAUCAGAAAAUCGUUUAGUGUAAAGCUUGGUAUGAAAGUGGGAACUCGGGCUGCAGAGGGCCUGUUUUCUGUAGAAAUUCACUCUUCCCUGGGACUCCAUAUGUGGUUAAGGAGAAUGAUAACAAACUCCAAGCCUAUGGGGCAGGGGCACACCUGAAUAUGACAUGGGCAGAAACUCU
Chelonia mydas (Green sea turtle) is the source of this 6363-nucleotide messenger RNA. It is a transcript of the gene STX8, whose product is annotated as syntaxin 8. Gene Ontology annotation, biological process: vesicle fusion; intracellular protein transport. Lineage: Eukaryota; Metazoa; Chordata; Testudines; Cheloniidae. Bases 148 to 741 code for a protein of 197 amino acids. Gene Ontology annotation, molecular function: SNARE binding; SNAP receptor activity. The transcript has 7 exons. The record is from RefSeq and is a predicted model, not a curated record. Gene Ontology annotation, cellular component: endomembrane system; SNARE complex.